UUUGAUCAGACAGUUGUGUGUUUUACCAAAACCAUCGCCGUUUACUUCAUUUAACUUGGUUUCUGUUUGGUCAACAAGUGAAGCUUGUUGAAGAGAUCCACUAACGGAGUGGUGUGCAGCUGGUCUGAGAUGGCAGACGCAUCAGGACGUGGUUUUGAGGCGGAGCCUCUGAAGGGUGAAGAGGCAGAAGGGGGCGUGUCUAAGGAGAAAAGCUGCACAGAAAAGCUGUGCUUGUCACACCUGACGGGGUGGCGCACGGCUGCAUUCCUCCUCUCUCUCUUCCUGUGCCUGGUGGUUGUUUUUGCCUUUUCAUUCAUCCUUCCCUGCCCCGUACGGCCGCAGUACCUGCCCACCUGGAACCGCACGCUGCCUGAUGCAGCCACGUAUGAUUUCCUGGCUGUUGAGGACGCCAAUGAAGACAAAGCCUUGGAUGUGUUGUUCAUCUACAAGGAUGCUGAAGCUAGCCGUAACACAUGUUUGAGUGAAGAUUUAUCUAUCCCAUGUCUGGUUUUAACGGCUGUUGAUGGCACUGAUGGGAAGACGCUUUGGGAACGACCUCUAGCUGCUGAAUUUGAUUGGCUGGAGUGUGGUGUAAAGGGCCUUGGACUUCAAGGAACAGGCUGUCUGGUUGCUCACGCGGACAAUCUCACAGCUAUCGAUAAAAAGACAGGUGUGAUCAGGUGGCAGCAGUCGCGUUCUACUGUGCUGAAGGGAAAUCUCCCACUGAUCAGUUUUCCGGAUCUGAAUGCUGAUAAAGCAGAGGACUUUGCCAUACUUUCAUAUAAUCCUGAAGCGUAUAACACCUGUGCUGAAGACUUCGUGAUAGUGUUCAUUGUGAUCUGUUCCCUCUUUCAGCUGGUGUUUUUCUCAGGGAAGUCAGGGGAUCAGAUCGGCUCAGAGGUGCAUGUUGAUGGGAACGGGGUGUUUGGUCACCAGCAGUUCAAAACAGCCAGUGGCGCUCCAUACCUGCUGUUACUCAAAAAAUCUGGGCUCUAUGCGGUCAGUUUGCGCCGUCUGGCAGCUCUGGCCGAUCUGGAGUCUGCGCUGAAGGAUGAGAAAAGCUGGGAGGAAAAAUCCGACACACACACUGGAUUGAUCUCCCUCUAUCAGUUUGAUUCUCUGAAGCAUGUGAUGGUUGUUCCUGGCAGUAGUUCUCCAUCACUGCUGGUCCAGACGGACUCCAGCGUGUCGCUGCUGCACACAGACAAACUGAAGAUCGCAUGGACCACAAACACCAGCACUCUGCUCAGUGUGCCAACAUUUGGGCAAUUUGACAAAGAUGGAAUUCCAGAUAUAAUGAUAGAGGAAGACGUUGGCAAUAAAACCAAAAGAGUAUUGGUUCUCAGUGGAAGCUCUGGAGUGGUCCUGUGGGAGGUGAAUCUGUUGUUCUGGACUCCGAGUCCUCAUCCGGCGUCUGUCCUCACAUUGAACACCUACUCAGUGUUCAUGCUCUGGGGACAGAGUCACGGCAACCAGACCAAUGAGAUGCAUUCAUCAUUCCUGCUGCAUCCUCGACUUUCCCAGCUGCUGCUUGAAAGAAGAAAUCCUGCACAGAACAUCAUCUCUUUUAAGGCGACGCUGUUGGAGCGAGGCCGCCACGCCUGUUACCUCGUUCUGACGGGACCAGAUGGACGACAGCACACAGAACCAGGCGAGACGGAGCCAGUGAUUCUGACCAAGCGCAAGAUCAAGGAUGAUGUGUCGGAGAGCGGCGCUCUGAGAGUAACAGCUGAUGAAUCGAUCACUGAAGAGGAUGUGAAGCAGGAGUUCUACAGGCUGCGCUUCAGUGAUGCACUUUUCUGAAACACAAUAACACAGUUUAUAUUUAAACACUAAUUUUCAA
Sinocyclocheilus rhinocerous is the source of this 1843-nucleotide messenger RNA. RefSeq names its product protein FAM234A-like. The record is from RefSeq and is a predicted model, not a curated record. The transcript is spliced from 12 exons. NCBI's taxonomy places the organism in Eukaryota, Metazoa, Chordata, Actinopteri, Cypriniformes, Cyprinidae. Bases 130 to 1803 code for a protein of 557 amino acids.